Branchiostoma floridae (Florida lancelet) is the source of this 1255-nucleotide messenger RNA. RefSeq names its product cell surface hyaluronidase-like. The transcript is spliced from 9 exons. NCBI's taxonomy places the organism in Eukaryota, Metazoa, Chordata, Leptocardii, Amphioxiformes, Branchiostomatidae. Bases 59 to 1255 code for a protein of 398 amino acids. The record is from RefSeq and is a predicted model, not a curated record.
AUAUUGGGCUUUUGUCGCUGUUAAAGGAGACCCCCUCUCAGCCGUGGAAAACACAAUCAUGUACUCAGUAACGGAAGACACCCCGGCGACAGCUGACAAGGUCUUCACGACGAAUGACGGGAUAGAGUUCAAGGUCAGCGCUGCCAGCUGGUGGGCCAACGGUGACAAGCACUUGGAGAUGUCUGUAGACGCUGUGGCACCGGAUACUGUCAUCAGCCUGACAGAUGACGUCACUUCCUGGCAACCAGGUGACGUCAUCGUGUUGGCCAGCACGGAUUACAACAUGGAGCAGGCGGAGGAGUUCCAACUGGUGAACUGUCCGGAAUGUUCCUCGAACCAAGUCAAAAUCGCAGGCAAGCCUUUGUACACCCAUUACGGGGAGAUCUCGGGCGGAGUUGACAUGCGCGGGGAGGUCGGGCUGCUGACCAGGAAUGUCGUCAUCACGUCUGAGACGGAGGACGGUUGCUAUGGAAACCACUUCUGCCAGUAUUUUGAUUACGACACAUUUGGAGGUCAUCUCAUGAUUCUGGGAGGUUUCACUGACGUACACCUGUCAGGUGUGGAGCUGACGAAGAUGGGUCAGCAGGUGAUGGGUAGGUAUCCUGUCCACUUCCACAUGGCCGGAGACGUGGACGAGGUCGGAGGCUACACCAGACCUGCCUACCUAGACGGGCUGUCCAUCCACCACUGCUUCUCCCGAUGUGUUACCAUACAUGGCACUCACGGGCUACUGGUGAAAGACACCGUGGGGUACGACACCCUCGGUCACUGUUACUUCCUGGAAGACGGCGUGGAGCAGCGGAACACCCUGGACCAUAACCUCGGGCUGGUGACGCGCCCUGGGGCCCUGCUGCCGACCGACAGGGACGCCACGAUGUGCCGAGGGAUCCGCACCGGAGUUUACGGGGACUACAUACCUCAGAAUAACGAGUGUUUGUCCGUCUCCACGUUCUGGAUCGCACAUCCCAACAACAACCUCAUCAACAAUGCUGCAGCAGGGUCCGUGCACUUCGGGAUCUGGUACCUGUUCCACCACGAGCCUACAGGAAUAUCACAGGGGGCGCUUCCACCGGGUCAGGCCGAACAUACACCGCUGGGGAAGUUCUACAACAACCGGGCGCACUCUAACUUUAACCAAGGCCUUAGGGUGGAUAACGGUGUGAAGACAACUCCGGCCUCAGCACGCAACCCUGCAGAGUUCCUGUCCAGGAGUUCGGGCAUCAAGUAUGUACUUCAUCCUUACUGUUCGUGCUAA